Glycine soja is the source of this 2080-nucleotide messenger RNA. RefSeq names its product AMSH-like ubiquitin thioesterase 1. Gene Ontology annotation, molecular function: protein binding; K63-linked deubiquitinase activity; metal-dependent deubiquitinase activity. The transcript is spliced from 14 exons. Gene Ontology annotation, biological process: protein K63-linked deubiquitination; protein K48-linked deubiquitination. Gene Ontology annotation, cellular component: membrane; endosome. NCBI's taxonomy places the organism in Eukaryota, Viridiplantae, Streptophyta, Magnoliopsida, Fabales, Fabaceae. The record is from RefSeq and is a predicted model, not a curated record. Bases 245 to 1804 code for a protein of 519 amino acids.
GCGGGAGCAGCCAAACAGAGCCUGAAGCAACCUCGCGUUGCCAUAUUUACCCUCACAACAAUCACAAAUUACAAAUACUUUGCAUUCAUUCACCCUUCUUCUUCAUCCCCUCAACUCGAUCUACGCCGACAUAGAUGAUCGAUCACUGAUAACUUCGUCCUCCCUCACCUUGCGCAGUGUUGAUGUCGUUGUUGCGUUUCUAGGAAGAAGAAGACGACGACGAAACGCUGCGUUUCGAGAAACGAUGAGGUCUUCUUCUUCGGACAGGAACAGGAUCAACAUCGCUGCCAGUGCUCAGAAAGUCGAUGUCGAUAACCGAAUCUCUCUCCGAUUCUACUACCGCAUCGCCGAUAACAUCCUCCGACAGGCCGAUAUCUUUCGUGCAGAGAAGAAUAUUAUUGACCUAUAUGUCAUGCUUUUAAGAUUUUCUAGUUUGGUGUCGGAGACAAUACCACGUCACCGAGACUAUAGAUCAUCUCCACCAAGGCAGAAAGAAUCAUUGAAAAAGAAAUUGUUAAUUUCUUUGAAUGAACUGGAGAACUUGAAACCAGUGGUCCAACAGAAGAUCAAUGAGCUUAACAGCAAACUUGCAUACCAACAAAAUGGACAGGGAAAAUUUAGUUCAAAUAAUUCACUGGAUUUUUCUCCCGUGAAAAAGCAAACUUCGGCUAGUUAUGGCCUAAUAAAGGCUGUCAGGCCUACUGCUGGGGAGUUUGUUUACCAAGGAUCAAGGAGCCAACCUUUCUCUUAUGUCAGGCCUGUGGAAGAGCAUGCACGAAGACUAUCUCUAACUCUUCCACCUCCAAAGGAAGAAACUCUCUCUAGACAUUCUAUCCUUGGUCCCAACGGGCUAAAAGGGCAGUGGAGACCACCUAUCAUUGAUAAAGGGAUCAAGUAUCCAAGCAACAUAGAUCUGUCUCCUGUUGAAUUACCAAGCCUACAACAUUCCUUGGAAGAUGAAUCUCUGAAAAAGAAGGAUAACAGCAUUGCAGAACACCAUAAAUCAGAGUUAGAUUCAAUUCUAACCCAAAGUGAGGACUGCCAGCCCCAUCCCCAACCUCAGCCUCAGCAUGAUCAGGAGCCUCCUUCUCUUAUUUCUUUUGAGACAACUGAAACCUCUGCUCAAAUAGAAGUUAUCAGACAACCUUCUCCUCCACCCGUACUUGCUGAAGUACAAGAUUUGGUCCCUGCAGUGUCACCUUGUGUUAAUGAGGCAGGAUGUAAGACAGAGAUUCCAUCAUCAGAUAGUUCUGUUCAUGUCGAGGCUCCAAUGCAAUUGCACAUUUCAACUGCUUUAAUGGAGAGUUUUAUGAAGCUUGCCAAGUCAAAUACAAAAAAAAAUUUAGAGACUUGUGGUGUCCUUGCUGGUUUGCUUAAAAACAGAAAAUUUUAUAUUACUGCCCUUAUAAUCCCAAAGCAGGAGUCAACAUCAGAUUCUUGUCAGACUACAAAUGAAGAGGAAAUAUUUGAAGUGCAAGAUAAACGGUCUCUUUUUCCCCUUGGGUGGAUCCAUACACAUCCUACACAAUCUUGUUUUAUGUCAUCAAUUGAUCUGCACACCCAUUACUCCUAUCAGAUUAUGCUGCCAGAAUCUGUUGCAAUAGUUAUGGCGCCAAGAGAUAGUUCGAGAAACCAUGGCAUUUUUCGGUUGACAGCCCCUGGUGGAAUGUCUGUGAUUAAACAAUGUGAUCAACGUGGCUUUCAUCCACAUAGUCAGCCUCCAGAUGGUGGUCCGAUUUACAAGACAUGUACAGAUGUAUACAUGAACCCAGAUUUAAAAUUUGAGGUAAUUGAUCUUCGAUGAUAAGAGUUAUGCUCUCUGUCAUUGUUUAUAGACCAAGCUUUUCUCCUAUAUAGGUUUUACUUUUACCAUUAAUUCAGCCGUGGCCAUAAAGAAUGGCCCGGCUGUGUUUGUAAAAAGAAAUCUUGCUGGUUAGCUGUUUCUUUUUUGGGUUACACUGAUUUGAGCUUUUAACCGCUGUGCUGCAUGCAUGGUCAUUUGUAUUAAUAUCAAACUGUUUUACCCAUUGGUGUAUAUCAAACUUGUGAAGAUCUAACCGGUUUUUGGUGAUUCUGUUUU